This is a messenger RNA of Didymodactylos carnosus, 519 nucleotides long. The record is from the annotation of a GenBank genome assembly. Lineage: Eukaryota; Metazoa; Rotifera; Eurotatoria; Philodinida; Philodinidae.
AUGGAUAAAGAAUUCUACAUUGAACAAGCGCGUUUAGCGUUUAAUGCUAAUCGAUAUGAUGAAGCAUAUAAAAGUUAUCAAAUAUUUAUUGAACAAUGUCAACCAUGUAUUUUGAACGUUGAACAGGUUACACUAUUUUGGAACAUAAUUCUGAAUCAAACAAUUGAUCGUGAAAAAUCCAUUUUUAGAUUAAUACAAUAUCAUGCUGGUGAUUCUAUUGAAACAAGUGAAAUGUUAGAUCAUAUAACAAUGGCAUAUGUUAAUGAAUUAGAAUUAGAACAAAGUGAGUUUUGUUUGAAAACAGUUUCAUUACUAGAUGCUCUAAUAGCACAUUGUUCAACAUACAAUGAUUCUAUUCAUUAUAAACGUUUUCAAAUUGAUGUUUACAAAUUUUUGUCAAGAGUAUCACGUCCAUUACUACAAAACUAUUCGCUAAACGAAUGUCAACGUUUACAAGAUGAAGUUGUUCAAGCAAUGAAGAUGAAUGGCGAUAAUGAUGAAAACAAACAAGAAUUGUAG